CAACAUUCAUACAGAACGAACAAAAAUAAAAGUGAAGUGUGAAAAAAUAUUUUGCAGGAGUGUGUUAAUGGAAGAAGGGAAAGGAAGAGUUUGUGUGACUGGAGGUACAGGGUUUCUUGGUUCAUGGAUUAUUAAGAGACUUCUUGAAGAUGGUUACACUGUUAAUGCCACUGUUAGAGAUGAUCCAGACCGCAAGAAAGAUGUUAGCUUCCUCACAAAUCUUCCAGGUGCAUCUCAAAAGCUAAUAUUCUUCGGUGCUGAUCUAAGUAUCCCAGAAAGUUUCAAUGCAGCAAUUGAAGGGUGUUCAGGCAUAUUCCACACUGCAAGUCCAAUGGAUAUGGAAAUGAACGAAUCAGAAGAAACAGUGACAAAAAGAACAAUUGAUGGAGCAUUAGGAAUUCUAAAAGCAUGCAAAAAUUCAAAGACCGUGAAGAGAGUUAUUUACACUUCAAGUGCUUCAGCAGUGUAUUGGCAAGAUAAAGAUGACAAUGUAAUGGAUGAGAGUUAUUGGAGUGAUGAAAAUAUUCUUAGAGAUUUGAAACCAUUUGGUUGGUCGUAUUCAAUUUCUAAAACAAUGGCAGAGAAGGUUGUUCUAGAGUUUGGAGAACAACUUGGUUUAGAUGUUGUGACUAUAAUACCAACUUUAGUUGUUGGAUCCUUCAUUUGUCCUAAGCUUCCUGGAUCAAUCUAUACUUCUCUAUCUUUGUUAUUUGGGGACAAGAAUCCAUUUGGCUUCUCUCAUCUCCCUAUGGUGCAUGUUGAUGAUAUUGCAAGAGCACAUAUAUUUCUGCUUGAGCAUCCUAAUCCAAAAGGGAGAUAUAAUUGCUCACCAUUCAUGGCAAAUAUUGAAGAAAUAGCUCAACAUAUUUCUUCCAAAUACCCUGAAAUUCAUAUACCAACACUGGAGGAGCUUAAGGAUAUUAAAGGUGACAAGCUCCCACAUUUAACCUCAAAAAAACUCAUGGAUGCUGGAUUCGAGUUCAAACACAGCCUUGAGGAAAUGUUGGACGAUACAAUUCAGUGUUGCAAGGACAAGGCUUAUCUUUGAUUAGAAAAAAUAAAAGGGUUAUAUGAGUUAUCAAAGUUUUUUUAGCUUGUUUUGGUGUCUUCUCCGUCAAACCUAGGAUUGAUUGGUGGUGGAAUCCGAAUGAGUGUGGGAAUUUGGCUCAAUUGUGGUGAUGAGAAGUUGAAGUGUUGUUUGUGGUGUUGAGAAGGUGAGGUAUUGUUGUUAGGGGUUUGAGCGGGUGUGAUGAUUUUCUUGAGUGGCUUUGGUGUGAGUAGCGGGUGAUAGGUGUUUGAAUUUUGUUUAUGUGGCCAUUCAUGAGGGAGUGUAAGGUUUUGGCUCACAUUUUGGUUUAUGUUGGUUGCAUAGGAGUUUAACUUGGUUUUCGUGUUGAUUUUGUUUUGGAGGUUUGUUUUUUAUUGGUGUUUAUGAUGUACGGUGUAUGCAUUUCCUUUUGGAUGUU
Molecule: messenger RNA, 1466 nt
Organism: Medicago truncatula (barrel medic)
Lineage: Eukaryota; Viridiplantae; Streptophyta; Magnoliopsida; Fabales; Fabaceae
Product: vestitone reductase
Exons: 4
Coding region: 68-1048 (326 amino acids)
Molecular function (GO): oxidoreductase activity, acting on the CH-OH group of donors, NAD or NADP as acceptor
Source: RefSeq, a predicted model, not a curated record